AUGGCGCCAUCCGUCAUUAAUGACGAUCCUAAUGGUGAUACUGCACUCCAUUAUGCUAUAGCAACGGGAAGUAAAGACGCCAUAGCUGUUCUGUGUAAAGAAACCAACCCUGAAAUUGUCAAUAUAAAGGCUUUCAAUGCCUUACAUUUCGCCUCUUUAAGAGGCCAAGCAAUUGCUGUGGAUAAAAUAUUAGAUGGGCAUAAGUCGCUGGUAAACGCUAAAAUGCCGCAAGGAUUCACAGCUCUACAUAUAGCUGCAGUAAACAACCAUACAGACUGUGCUAAACUUCUGAUUGAAAAGGGAAACGCAGAUGUAAACAGCAAAGACCUGGAUUGCAUCACGCCACUUAUGUUAGCUGCUAGAGAGGGUUGUUUGGAAUGUGUACAGCUUUUUAUUGAAAAAAAAGCCGAUAUCAAUGCUGUUGACAGAAAGAGAAAUAGCCCUCUGCACACCUGUUGUAAUGAGGCAAGCCCUCAUAGUGGCUCUCAACAACAACAAUUUGCUGCUAUGAUGGGUCUAUCAGUAGGCUCUGAUAUCGAGAAGAAAAUCAAAGUAGCGAAGUGUUUGAUAGAAAAUGGCUCUAAGACAGAUCUGAAGAAUGUGAACGACAAAAAGCCUUUAGAGUGUUGUGCAGAUGAAAACAUGAAACGGAGUUUGGCGGAGUUUAUAAAACAAAGACAAGGAGGAAAGUCAACUGGAUCUUCCGACAGUGGAACGACAAGAACUGUUCCUAAUUUUGCAGGGUUACCAUGUAGACGAUGUUUAGGAAAUCCAGCCUGUAUUACCCUUGUACCGUGUGGUCACAAGUGUCUAUGUCGAGAUUGUGCCCUCAAAGCUAAUAGAUGCCCAGUUUGUGAACAGCUCAUAUUCCGGAAACUCGCUACUGGUGGCAACCCAGGAGAGAAUGCUGAAUGUUGUGUUCAGUAACAGAACUAUUGGUUUACCGGGAUACUGGACAUAAAAUUAGAUGUAAAUAUGGUUUAGCUGAUGACAAUACUAGUAUAAUUAGCCAUGUUGUUGCUGCUUGUGACUCGUUUUGCUCUUUAUGCUCAGCUUUGUACCAAUCUGUUGUUUGUUUGCAGAGAUGUAUAGGCUCUUGCCAACCCCUGGUAAUCUAAAUUAAAGCAAUAUGACAGCCUGUUUCGGUUUCGCUAGGCCACAAUAAUUCCUUAUUUUAUCAACAAACAGCUUCUACAUGACACACUUUCAUUUGAUAAAAUACUACCUUUGGAACCGAAUAUUUGUAGAAAACUGCUUAGAUUACAAUGUAGACUAAACAUAUCAUAUAUUUCAGUGUCAAUAAAAAAGAGGACUCGUUUUUUAAACUUCCAAACGCGAAUAAUGAUUUGAAGGCUCAUAUUUCGACGGUAGCCUACGUGUGAACAUAUUACUGAUUGUCUUAGCUUAACAAAAUUUCUGAGACUUACGAGGUACGAUUGUUAAAAACAAUGGCGGAUUUGUCUCUUUAACAUUUCCAAACCUAAUAUUUUUAGAAGAUAUGAUAUUUCUAUAACUGUAUUAGUCUAAUUUGUGUUUUGUGUUAUCUUGUUAUUACUAAAUAUAAUAAAAUUAUGUUAUUGUU
Lottia gigantea (owl limpet) is the source of this 1582-nucleotide messenger RNA. RefSeq lists its product as hypothetical. Gene Ontology annotation, cellular component: cytoplasm. The record is from RefSeq and is a predicted model, not a curated record. Lineage: Eukaryota; Metazoa; Mollusca; Gastropoda; Lottiidae. The coding region runs from base 1 to 927 and encodes 308 amino acids. Gene Ontology annotation, biological process: protein ubiquitination. The transcript is spliced from 8 exons. Gene Ontology annotation, molecular function: protein binding; ubiquitin-protein transferase activity.